Molecule: messenger RNA, 1408 nt
Organism: Darwinula stevensoni
Lineage: Eukaryota; Metazoa; Arthropoda; Ostracoda; Podocopida; Darwinulidae
Source: the annotation of a GenBank genome assembly
UUAUAGUUGCUUAUGAACCAUCAAUUGAUGAUCUUAAAAAAUGGAAGACUUUGAAAGGGUGAAUCAUAGACAGAGGACAUCUGGAGUUAUUGCCUUGCAUUGGUUUCGUCAUGGGCUAAGACUGCAUGACAAUCCAGCUCUUAGCUAUGCUGCGGCUAAUGCCAAGAAACUCUAUGUCAUGUUCACAUUUGACGGAGAAUCUGCAGGGACCAAGCUGAUUGGAUACAACAGAAUGAAGUUUCUACUGGAGUCCUUACAUGAUCUCAAUUGCCAGCUUCACAGUUAUGGUGGGCAGCUACUUGUAUUUCGUGAAAAACCCUUGAAAGUCAUUACCAGACUUCAUGAUGUCCUUGGAGUCAACUUAGUCACUUUUGAACAGGACUGUGAGCCAAUCUGGAAUGAGAGAGAUGAGGCAGUAAAAGAAGGCUGCAGAGAACUUGGCAUAGAAUGUAGGGAGGAGGUCUCUCACACCCUCUGGGAUCCAAAAGAAGUGGUAGAUAUGAAUGGGGGAGUCCCUCCACUUACAUAUACCAUGUUUCUGCAAGUGACAUCUGCCAUUGGAGAACCACCUCAUCCAGAAGAGAGGCUUGAUUUCUCAUCUGUGAAAUUUGGAAUUGUUCCUGUAGGAUUGGCUGCUGAACUGAAUCUAUUUGCAGAAAUUCCAACUCCUGAAGAUCUAAAUGUGAAGUGCAGUCACCCUGCUGACAUUGAAGAAAACUCUGGUUCCUGGAUUGGAGGGGAAACUCAGGCUCUACUCCUCUUUGACAUGAGACUUGCAGUAGAAGCUGAUGCAUUUAAGCGUAACUUUUACCUUCCCAAUCAAGCCAGGCCAGAUCUCCUGGGUCCAUCUCGAAGUCUCAGUCCAUAUCUUCGUUACGGUUGCCUCUCCAUCCGAAAGAUGUACUGGGGAAUUCAUGAUCUAUUUGCGGAGAUACACAAGGGGAAGCCACCAUGUCAUGUCCACUUGACCGCCCAACUCAUCUGGCGGGAUUUCUUCUAUGCCAUGUCUGUUGGAAACCCCAACUAUGAUCGAGUGAAGGAGAAUCCCAUUUGCCUUCAGAUCCCAUGGAGACACAAGCAGAAGGAGCUGCAGCAGUGGAAGGAUGGGAAGACUGGCUUCCCCUUUGUGGAUGCUGUCAUGAGGCAGCUCCUUAGAGAAGGCUGGAUUCAUCAUGUGGCCAGGAAUGCAGUAGCCCAGUUUCUCACUCGUGGAGGUCUGUGGAUCUCCUGGGAAGAUGGACUGAAAGUGUUCUUGAAGCAUCUUCUUGAUGCAGACUGGUCUGUCUGCUCUGGGAACUGGCUCUGGAUUUCCAGUUCUGCUUUUGAGACUAUUCUGGACUGCUCCCACUGCCUUUCCCCUGUUGCAUAUGGGCGGCGACUGGAGCCCACUGGUGACUACAUCCGGUAA